AUGGUGCUGCCAAGUCGGUCCAGUUGGGCAGGGUACUCGGCGGAGCAGAUCUACGGGCUGGUGGCUGAUGUGGGGGAGUACUGGCAAUUCGUGCCCUGGUGCAGCCGGUUGGACGUGCUCCCCCACCACGGGCAGGUGCUGCGGGCAGAGCUCGAGGUCGGCUUCCCGCUCCUCCUGGAGCACUACGUCUCCCAGGUCUUCCUGGACUCCCAGUGGAUCCGGGCCGGCAGCCGGGACUGCUGCUGCUGCUGCCGCCGCUUCAGGCACCUGGAGCUGUUGUGGUGGCCCGGACGGACGGACGGACAGACGGACGCACGCCUGCUUGCUGGACUUCCGGGCGAGUGCCUCCCCCUGCACGGGGUCCGCCGGGGCAGGCGGGGCUGCAGGCACCACCGGCUGCCGUUCCGCCUCCUCACCGGAGACGCCGGCCCUUCCCCACCGGCAGCCCCGCCCGGGCCUUCUGCCCGGCCCGAGGCAAAACGCCGGGACCCCCGGUUCGCCGGACGGGGACCCCCCGCGCGGGCGGUGGACUCUGACCCAGGCCCGGCGCUCCUGCGUCACCCUGACGUCAGGGCGGUUACGAAACCGCCGGCCAUCGACCGGCCGGGGCCCGGGCCGGGGGCGGGGGGGCCGCGGUUUGCUGCCCCAACCCAGCUGACGUCUCUCCUUCGGCCCGCCGUGGCUCCGCCGCCGGCCCCGCGCAAGGUGGACGCUGCCUGCAGCGACAAUGGCCUGGACUCAGCGCUCUUUAUGGAAAACUCGAGGAAAGGAAGCAUAGUGUCACGAGCCAACAGUAUCGGCUCCACUAGUGCCUCUUCUGUCCCCAAUACAGAUGAUGAGGACAGCGAUUAUCACCAGGAGACCUACAAGGAGUCGUACAAGGACCGGCGCAGGCGGGCGCACACCCAGGCGGAGCGGAAGAGGCGAGACGCCAUCAAGAAAGGCUAUGAUGACUUGCAGGCCAUUGUUCCUACCUGUGAGCAGCAGGAUUUCUCCAUAGGCUCCCAGAAGCUCAGCAAGGCCAUCGUCCUCCAGAAAACCAUUGACUACAUCCAGUUCCUGCAUAAGGAAAAGAAGAAGCAAGAGGAGGAAGUUUCUACCCUCAGGAAAGACGUAAUGGCCUUGAAGAUCAUGAAAGUGAACUACGAGCAGAUUGUGAAAGCUCAUCAGGACAACCCAAACGAGGGGAAGGACCAGGUCUCUGAUGAGGUGAAGUUCAAUGUUUUCCAAGGCCUUAUGGAUUCCUUGUUCCAGUCCUUUAAUGCCUCCAUCUCAGUAACGAGUUUUCAGGAGCUCUCAGCAUGCGUCUUCAGCUGGAUUGAGGAGCACUGCAAACCCCAGGCGCUGCGGGACAUUGUGAUCGGGGUCCUGCACCAACUGAAGAGUCAGCUCUACUGAGCCUUCCCCUCGCAGUGCCAGCAGCGCCGGGGCUGCCGCCGCCUACUACACCCGCGGGGACGGGGCACCUCCUGCCCGGGGGCCUGGGUGAUGGGUGCCAGGAAGGGCUGGGCCAUCUCCCUCAUGGCUGUUCUUAAAGCUUCUCUGAAUUAUUUAUUGUAUUAACUACAAAACCAAAACGAGGCUGUGCAGACACCUCUGCUCCACAGGUACUGUGACAGUCGAUCUUACCAAAUAUUUGUAGGGACUUAGCAAAGAGAGGAAAAAAAGUGUGUACUGAGUAGAGGUCUUUUAAGGUGCCAGAGAGUCUUUAGCUCAGGCAGGCACAGUGGGGUUUGCCUGUGUCACUGACUCUCCACUGUGAAGCAGAUCUGCUCCGUAACCUCAGGCCUCUGACACAACCCCUUCUGAUCCUGGGGAAGGGGGAAUGAAACAAGAACGGAUGCUAAAAGCUGUUGGUUUCUGUAAAAACAGACUAUGAAUAGGCUUCUCCCGUAACUGCGGGCUUUCUUGUACCUCUCUCUGAACCAGCUCUUACAGGGCAGGGUUUUUAAGUUAAGUUGUGUAGAUGCUUUGGGGAAGCUGGCAGAGCUGGCUGAAGGAUGGGCCCCUCACCACCAGGGAGACCCUUACUCGGCACAGCCACAACCUCCCUGGUGCAGAGCUGGCAGCACGGGAUGGGGACUUGCUAAAACCUGACCUCUUCUGCUGUAGCUGUAGUUCCCCUGAAAGGGAGAUGGGAGUGAGCUUUCUGUGCCGGCUUUUCCUGAGCGAGUGCUGAAACGUGUGUGGCUUCAUGUCUUUGGGUUUUGAUGUGGCCGUACUGAACAGGAAAGCAGUUCAGCAGCUGUAGGACAGCACUGCCACAAGCUCAUGCUGCUCCUCCUUAGAACUUUUAUAUACGCACAUAUAUACAUAACCAGCCUUGAUUUGAUUUUAUUUUUUUGUUUUUAUAAAUCACUGAAAUCAUCCUGAAAUAUUAUCAGUGUCAGCUUUGCAGACAGAUGCUCUCUGGAAUACUUUUUAACCUGUCACAUGCUGCUGCUGUCAGUAUGGUUCAUGGCUCUGGCCAACACAAAUACAUUGUGGCACGGUGUAGCCGUUGCCCAAGUGAUGGUUGUUCACCGCACAGAGCGAUUGUAUCAGGGUCUUCCUGCGCGGUGAUGCUGGCAGCAGGAUUUGUUCUCUGUAAUCAUGUUCGUGCUCCUGCUCCAGGGUAGUGGAUAUUUAUUUUUACACUGUUUUUCCACUGUUGAUGAGGUAGCACUUGGCGCCAGGUUAUGUGGUUUGAAUGCUGCAGCAUGAGAAUGUUUAAAGCUACUGCUCCACUUCAUUUAGUAGUGGAGAACCCACUCGGGGGUAUGAUUUCUAUAUAGAAUUAUUCUUCAAACCCUGCCUUUGGGUGUCCUUUCCAAGGCAAUGCAAUGGAAGCCUCAGAGUCAAACCCUGCAGUGAUGCACAUCACUGAUAAAGCAUGCACAGGGUCAGCUGUGUCCGGUCUGGAAGAUAUUGCUUUGUGAUGAAAAAAAUCCUCUCAUGGGUGAGCAGGUUAGGGUUAGGGCUCUGCGGCUGAACAAGGGGCACAGACUGAACCCCUGGAGAUUUUCUGCCAGAAGCUGCCUUGGGAGGAGGACAUGGAGUUUUACAGACCUCACAUGUGAAAGCGACAUAUUUUUCUAUUGUGAAAAGUAAUUAAAUAAAUUUUGCUGAAUGGUUUAAUGAUUUUUCUGCUUUUAUUUCUGUUGCCAAGUUCCUGGACCCUUCCCCUAGAACCAGUCAGAGACAGAGAGGUAGUUUAUGGAAGCCCGGCCCAGCCGUCAUGGCUCAGGUUACUUGCUCCUGGCUCUUGCCUUCCCCACCCCUCAGGGCUGCUGUGACCGAGAGCCCAAGCCCUGCCCUGACACCCUUUGAACAGAAAAGCACCACAGCAAAGCACAGCUGAACCAAAAGCCUGGUGUUUAAUGGGCUGUUUUCUCCUGCACCACUCAGUCACGCUGUGGGAAGUGGCUGAAAUACACAUAGAGCUCUGCAGCCCUAACAGUCACUAGAUCAUUCGCCUUCCUGAGGCACUCUCUUCCUUUUCUUACUGGAACACCAGGGACUCUACAACAGUAUACUUACACCUUCCCCGCGACAGCUCGCUGCACCAAAGCGCAGGAAGAAAUAACAUUCCCUCUGCACAUGAGACAGUGAGAGGGCCCAGUGCUGAGUCAAUCCCUGCAGCCACCCUUCCAGCUGCAAAGCAUUUUAAAACAAACACACAUAAAUAUGCAGGACCAGCCCAACCCCUGCAAAAA
Molecule: messenger RNA, 3695 nt
Organism: Haliaeetus leucocephalus (bald eagle)
Lineage: Eukaryota; Metazoa; Chordata; Aves; Accipitriformes; Accipitridae
Gene: MLX
Product: MLX, MAX dimerization protein
Exons: 10
Coding region: 1-1398 (465 amino acids)
Biological process (GO): regulation of transcription by RNA polymerase II
Cellular component (GO): nucleus
Molecular function (GO): protein dimerization activity; RNA polymerase II cis-regulatory region sequence-specific DNA binding; DNA-binding transcription factor activity, RNA polymerase II-specific
Source: RefSeq, a predicted model, not a curated record